This is a messenger RNA of Pieris brassicae (large cabbage white), 303 nucleotides long. Its product is annotated as cecropin-like. Bases 56 to 247 code for a protein of 63 amino acids. The record is from RefSeq and is a predicted model, not a curated record. Gene Ontology annotation, biological process: antibacterial humoral response. Gene Ontology annotation, cellular component: extracellular region. NCBI's taxonomy places the organism in Eukaryota, Metazoa, Arthropoda, Insecta, Lepidoptera, Pieridae. The transcript is spliced from 2 exons.
ACAAGCAGCUCGCUUCAAAACUUGUUAGUGUCAAAGGAAGAAAGGAAAAUCCAAAAUGAACUUCGGAAAAUUGUUCUUUUUCGUCUUCGCUUGUGUUUUGGCUUUGAGCUCGGUGUCAGCAGCGCCAAAAUGGAAGAUUUUCAAGAAAAUUGAACACAUGGGUCAAAACAUUCGUGAUGGUCUCAUCAAGGCUGGCCCUGCAGUUCAAGUCGUGGGCCAAGCGGCAACCAUCUACAAAGGAAAAUAGAGAAACCCAAAGAAUCAUGCCGUAUCAAAAAUAACGAGUUAUUUACAACACGAAUG